Messenger RNA from Camelus dromedarius (Arabian camel), 3541 nucleotides. It is a transcript of the gene OSBPL5, whose product is annotated as oxysterol binding protein like 5. The record is from RefSeq and is a predicted model, not a curated record. Gene Ontology annotation, molecular function: cholesterol binding. Gene Ontology annotation, cellular component: intracellular membrane-bounded organelle; cytosol; membrane. The transcript has 22 exons. The coding region runs from base 125 to 2815 and encodes 896 amino acids. NCBI's taxonomy places the organism in Eukaryota, Metazoa, Chordata, Mammalia, Artiodactyla, Camelidae.
CUCCGCUACCGCGGUUGGAUCAGUCUUCUGGCAUUUCCUGCAGCCGGGCUGCGCUGCCAGCUGAGCCCCCGCGCGCCCGGCCCCGCGCGCCCCGCUUCUCACGAAGCCCCCCGGCGCCCACGCCAUGAAGGAGGAGGCCUUUCUGCGUCGCCGCUUCUCACUGUGUCCACCCUCCUCCACCCCGCAGAAGGCCGACCCCCGGAAACUCGGCCGGAACCUGCUCUUGGGCGGGGAGAAUGAGCUCUGCCCUCUGGGUCCAGGGAAGGACAUGGAGUCCAACGGCCCGUCGCCGCCAAAGGAUGAAGGGCCUCCGACCCCAGGCUCAGCCACGAAAGUGCCACCGGCAGAGUGUAGGCUGUGCAGUGGGUCCGACAGGGAGUGUGUGUCCCCAACAGCCAAGGGCACCAAGAAAGAAACUCUCAAGGCACCCUGGGCUCAGGCGCAGAAGGAGAGCUACCGGCAGGAGAAGAAGCGUGCCACCAGGCAGCUGCUCAGCGCCCUGACGGACCCCGGCGUGGUCAUCAUGGCCGACAGCCUGAAGAUCCGCGGGACCCUGAAGAGCUGGACCAAACUGUGGUGCGUGCUGAAGCCGGGGGUGCUGCUCAUCUACAAGACGCCCAAGGUGGGCCAGUGGGUGGGCACCGUCCUGCUGCACUGCUGUGAGCUCAUCGAGAGGCCCUCCAAGAAGGACGGCUUCUGCUUCAAGCUCUUCCACCCGCUGGACCAGUCCGUCUGGGCCGUGAAGGGCCCCAAAGGGGAGAGCGUGGGCUCCAUCACGCAGCCCCUCCCCAGCAGCUACCUGAUCUUCAGGGCCGCCUCUGAGUCCGAUGGCCGCUGCUGGCUGGACGCCCUGGAGCUGGCUCUGCGCUGCUCCAGUCUCCUGCGACUCAGCGCCUGCAAGCAGGGCCGCGAUGGGGAGCCCGGGUCCUCGCCGGACACGUCGCCCUCCUCACUCUGUGGGCUGCCUCCCUCAGCUGCCAUCCACGAUCAGGACCUGUUCCCGACCCACAGGCACCAUCCGCCUUCCAGACUGAACGGGUCCUCCCUGGAGCACCACCUGGAGAAUGACGCUCUCUCAGACAAGUCGCAGAGGGAGAACACGGAGGAGUCCGACAACGAGGCCCAGGAGCACGGCCGGAAGGCCGAGAGCGGGAGCGACCAGUCGGAGGCGCCGGCCGGCCCGGUGCGCAGAGGGACCACGUACGUGGAGCAGGUCCACGAGGAGCUGGGGGAGCUGGGCGCAGCGUCGCAGGUGGAGACGGUGUCGGAGGAGAACAAGAGUCUGAUGUGGGUCCUGCUGAAGCAGCUGCGGCCGGGCAUGGACCUGUCGCGGGUGGUGCUGCCCACCUUCGUCCUCGAGCCCCGCUCCUUCCUCAACAAGCUCUCCGACUACUACUGCCACGCCGACCUGCUCUCCCGGGCUGCUCUGGAGGAGGACGCCUACAGCCGCAUCAAGCACGUGCUGAGGUGGUACCUGUCCGGAUUCUACAAGAAGCCCAAGGGGAUCCGGAAGCCCUACAACCCCAUCCUGGGGGAGACCUUCCGCUGCUGCUGGUUCCACCCCCAGACCAACAGCCACACCUUCUACAUCGCUGAGCAGGUGUCCCACCACCCGCCCGUGUCCGCCUUCCAUGUCAGCAACAGGAAGGAUGGCUUCUGCAUCAGCGGCAGCAUCACCGCCAAGUCCCGGUUCUACGGGAACUCACUGUCGGCUCUGCUGGACGGCAAGGCCACACUCACCUUCCUGAACCGGGCAGAGGACUACACCCUGACCAUGCCCUACGCCCACUGCAAAGGAAUCCUCUACGGCACCAUGACCUUGCAGCUGGGCGGCAGGGUGACCAUCGAGUGUGAGGAGAACCACCUCCGCGCUGAGCUGGAGUUCAAGCUCAAGCCUUUCUUUGGGGGCAGCACGAGCAUCAACCAGAUCUCAGGGAAGAUCACAUCAGGAGAGGAGGUCCUGGCGCGUCUCAUGGGACACUGGGACAGGGAAGUGUUCAUCAAGGAGGAGGGGAGAGGAGGCACCGAGCUCUUCUGGAACCCGAGCGGGGAGGUCCGCGGGCAGCGGCUGAAGCGGCACACGGUCCUGUUCGAGGAACAGACAGAGCUGGAGUCGGAGAGGCUCUGGCAGCAUGUCACCAGGGCCAUCAGCGACGGUGACCAGCACAGGGCCACACAGGAGAAGUUUUCACUGGAGGAGGCGCAGAGGCAGCGGGCCCGAGAGCGCCAGCAGAACCUGGUGCCCUGGACGCCACGGCUGUUCCACCUGGACCCUGCCACCCAGGAGUGGCGCUACCGAUACGAGAACCACAGGCCCUGGGACCCCCUGAAGGACAUUGCCCAGUUUGAGCAAGAUGGGGUCCUGCACACCCUGCAGCGGGAGACCACGGCCCACCAGACCACCUUCCUGGGCAGCCCAGGGCCCAGGCACCAGGGGCCUGGCCCAGCCCGGCGACUCCGCAAGGCCAGCGACCAGCCCUCCGGCCACAGCCAGGUCACCGAGAGCAGUGGCUCCACGCCCGAGUCCUGUCCAGAGCUCUCGGACGAGGAGGAGGACGGUGACUUCGUUCCUGGCUGCGAGAGCCCGUGCCCUCGGUGCAGGAAGGAGGCAAGGCGGCUGCAGGUGCUGCACGAGGCAAUCCUGUCCACCCGGGAGGCCCAGCAGGAGCUACACAGGCAUCUCUCAGCCAUGCUGAGCUCCACCGCACAGGCCAGGCAGGCGCCGGCCCCAGGCCUCCUGCACAGUCCCCGCUCUUGGUUCCUGCUCUGCGUGUUCCUGGCGUGCCAGCUGCUCAUUAACUACAUCCUCAAAUAAGAGCCCUUUGGGGACGGCGUGGGCAUCACCUACAGGACUCGGGCCGGCCCCAGCCUCCCUCCCAGCACCUAGCACUUUAAGCCAGCCCCGUGGAGGCAGAGACUUGAGGAGCCCAGCUGCUGUGGCCCAUAACGCUGGACAGCAGGCGGGACCUGGGGAGCCGCAUGGGGUCCCCCUGGGAAGGGGCUGGCCUUUCCCUCGGGGCCCUCCACCCGGUGCUGGCCUUAAUGCCAAAGCCAAAUGCCACUGUCCUCAUGCGCUGCGCUCCCUGGCAUCAUCACUCCACGUCCGCCACCACUCGCCACGCGGGGUUGAGGGAGGUGGGAGAGGGGGGCCUGCCAGGCUUUGGAGGGUUGCUCCCCAGCAGGGGUGAGUCAGGAGUUUUGAGGAGCAAGCUGGGAGUCCCCAGGGCCCCAGUCCUCCUUAGACCUGAGGCACAGGCCGUCCUUUCCUGUAACCCUGCCUCAGGUGAGCUCCGGGCUGCUCUGGACGGGGCACUGGGGGCUUUGUUCUGCCCUCGUGCUGUUUGGACGGAGCCCAGCAUGUGCCCCUGCGGGACCCGCUGCACCUCGCGGGGCCGGGCGUGCCAAGGUGGGGCGGGCGGGCGUGGGCAGGCAGCGGUGCCCACGGCCAGGUGGGACACUUCGCUGAGACUGGUGCACGAUCUUCCCCUUCUACACGUUUUUAAUAAAUGCAAUUGCAAUAUUUUAGGCAGGCUGCAAACAG